CGCAUGCGCAGUGACUGCAGUACAUCUCGCCAUGUCAUGACGCAGUGUCCUUCUGUGGUGGUUAUUGUCUAUAGAAGGGUGAAUAGCACAACGGAAAGCAAUUAUGGCCCAGGCGAGACCACUCCUCUCACGGGGGUGGAAGAAUGAUCUAGAGGUGGUGAAAAACCUGGUUUCCGUUGACCUGGCUCGUCCUGAAGGGAGGCGACAGGUUGUAGAAAUUGUGGAGAAUCUGAAGACAAAACUGAACAUUCCGGAGUGGGCUCGUCAUCAGUUGGCGGGGCGUGUCCGCAGCUCUCACAGGAACCUUGCCUGCUACAACCUCGCCACUGCCGCUGGUGUGGCGUGUACGGCAUUAGGUUCUGUUGUGACGUAUGUAGCACUAGUGGACAAGAUGGAAAAGAGAGGCCCCGUCCCAGAUGACAUCAUGGAAUCUAUCACAACGUUGCUUCAAAACAACGCCGAGCAGGUGAACAUAGCAUUUGAGGCGUGUAGUGUGAACCUCCGGGCCCUGGAGGCUGCAAUCGAAGAUGAUCCUGCACUGAUGGCGAACUCAGACAUGAAGCACUACCUGAAGGCGUUAGACGUGGCGUCACAGACGUGGAACGAUAGCCAGGCAGACGACGAACGGAGAGUCAUUGCCGCGGGCAACGCACGUGAUCAACACGUGCUCAUCUGUGACGUCAUCGACAAUAUGUCUCAGACAGAGGCUACUGUUACUGAUGAGUUAAAAGAUAAAAAAGAGCAGGUGGAGGAAAGUAUGGCAUUCUGGGAAUGGUUCAUUUUGGUGGCCAUAGGACAUCUAGCCAUCCUCAACAUAGCUAAACUCCUACAGGCACUGCACUAGAUGGCAAGAGCAGUGCAGAAGGAAUACAGUGCAGCAGGAAAGCAAGAUCAUCUCGAUGCUAUAUUCGCACAACCUAAGUCUUCCUUUCAUGUUUACAAAUAAGCACAAAGUUCCAUAGACCUACCAUGUAGAUUAGA
Messenger RNA from Branchiostoma floridae (Florida lancelet), 981 nucleotides. RefSeq lists its product as uncharacterized. The coding region runs from base 104 to 844 and encodes 246 amino acids. Lineage: Eukaryota; Metazoa; Chordata; Leptocardii; Amphioxiformes; Branchiostomatidae. The record is from RefSeq and is a predicted model, not a curated record. The transcript has 7 exons.